ACAAAAUGGCAGGAACUCAAUGUCCUGUAGUUAGCAUAGUUAGCUCAUGAGGUGUCAAAAUUACUACGUUUCAGGAGAAAACAAGAUUUCCCAUGAACGGAAGGCGCUUUGGUCGAUCAAAUGAAGCUAUCUUUUAAAUUUUCUUUAUUUUAAAGUUCGUUAUUAUCAUAAAGUUGACAAGGAAGGCGCGUGGUUAGCGAAAGCUCGAGAGAGCUAAUGACAACAACUUGCACUACAAGCUAACAUGCGACUUCUGAAAGCCUUAAACACAAGGAAGUGAGUGAAAUAAAAGCCUUUGUGAGAAGCUUUACUUCACAGCAGAGAUGAAGAAGUGGAACUGGCGAGAGGGGCAAAGACCUCACAGGAGACAGGGAGCUGGUCAUCGUCACGGCUGGUACAGAAAUAACAGGCAGAGAUCAACACAGGAAGAUCAAAGGUCUGGAUAUUAUGAUUCAGGGCCUUACCACAGGUCACCCCAGAGGAGAUAUGAAGAUCAGGCAUCCUCCUCCUCAACCCCAUCCUCCUCCUCCUCUGCAGCUUCCUCUUCUAAUGCCAGCAGUGCCGCACCAGAGCUGCCUGGUUUCUACUUUGACCCAGAGAAAAAUCGUUACUUCCGCUUACUGCCAGGACACAACAACUGUAACCCACUGACCAGAGAGCAGCUGCAAGAAAAAGAACGAGAGAAACAAAGAAACAAGAUGCUUGUAGAAGAUGAGAAUCCCAGAAAAAAAGCUCCAAGAACAGGACUGAACACUUCAUUGCUGCUGCAGAAAAGACAUCUUGGCCUGUUACCAGAGAACUCCUAUUGCAGGCUGGUCCAUGAGGUGAAGGUCAGUGCAAUGAGACGCCACAAACUGGAGAUCCAAAGCUCGGACAACAGCAGCCCAAACACUGACAACUUCAGGCUUAUUGUGGGCGACUCUGCAUGCGAGCGUGUUUUCACAGUCAAUGAUGUGUCACAUGGAGGCUGCAAGUACGGCAUCAUGAACUUCAGCAGCAGCAGCAGAGGCUCUCUGUCUGUGGAAAUGUGUGACAACCUGUACUUCACUAACCGAAAGGUGAAUUCCAUUUGCUGGGCCUCAGUCAACUACCCUGACUCCCAUGUCUUGCUGUGUCUGGUCGGAGCAGCAGACACCCCCGGCUGUGUCAGUUUACUUCCCGCUUCCCUCUUCAGCAACUCCAACCCAGACCAGCCUGGGAUGCUGUGUAGCUUUAAGAUCUCCUCAGCCUGGUCAUGUGCCUGGUGUCUCAACCCCCAGUUUGACAAGACCUUCAGCACUGGUCUGUCUCGCAGGGUGAUCGUGAAGGAUGCAGAGACCGGUCGGACACAGACGUACAGCACCGGCAGCGAUGUUUUGGCUCAGCAGUUUGCCCACAGAGUUCCUGUGUUGUUUAAUGGCUGCAGAUCAGGAGAGAUCUUCAGCAUUGAUCUUCGGCAGCGUGUCCGCAGAGAUCAUAGCUCCAAGACUAGCCGCUUCCAUCAAGAAUCAGCCAUUACAUCUGUUCGUGUCCUGCAGGAUGAGAACUACCUGCUGGCAGCUGACAUGCUGGGCCAGAUUAAGUUGUGGGAUGUCAGGGUGACGAAGCCAGUGCAGGAGUAUAAAGGACACUACAACGAGCACGCCUACCUUCCCAUCCAUGUCAAUGAGCCAGAGGGGCUUCUGUUGGCAGUUGGACAGGAUUGCUACACACGAUUAUGGAGCUUAAAAGACGGACUCCUGCUCAGGACUAUCCCAUCUCCCCACCCUGCAGCAAACGACCUGAUACCCAGCGUGGUCUUCUCAUCCAAACUGGGCGGCUGCAGGGGUCUCCCUGGCCUGCUCAUGGCCGUCAAACAUGAUCUUUACUACUUCCCAUACAACACUGACUACCAGGAAGAAGCAGUGCAGCAGGUGGACUUAUAGGGGAAAAUGGUCAUCUCAUAAAUAUGUUUCAUUGUGCUAAAAUGAACUUUAAAUCUCAGGGUUACAUUAAAUUUGAAUUACUUGUUGGUGCCAUGUGUAAAGAAUAAUGAAAGUUUGGAGUGGUUUGUGUAACCUUUACAAAAAGUGCUCUUAAUUUUUAAUGUAGUUGAGGAUGUCUUUGAUGUGAAAAUGUAUACCACAAAUCAAAUUUUCUAUUUCUUGUAUUAUUUCAAAAAGAAUCAGCAAACACUGAGGUUUUCUGCAGUUUAAUACGUACAUUAUGAGCAUACAAGAACAUUAAAGUAUUGAUUGAUU
This is a messenger RNA of Cheilinus undulatus (humphead wrasse), 2219 nucleotides long. It is a transcript of the gene wdr21, whose product is annotated as WD repeat domain 21. The transcript is spliced from 13 exons. The coding region runs from base 324 to 1904 and encodes 526 amino acids. Gene Ontology annotation, cellular component: Cul4-RING E3 ubiquitin ligase complex. NCBI's taxonomy places the organism in Eukaryota, Metazoa, Chordata, Actinopteri, Labriformes, Labridae. Gene Ontology annotation, molecular function: protein binding. The record is from RefSeq and is a predicted model, not a curated record.